Megachile rotundata (alfalfa leafcutting bee) is the source of this 2456-nucleotide messenger RNA. Its product is annotated as ATP-dependent DNA helicase Q1. NCBI's taxonomy places the organism in Eukaryota, Metazoa, Arthropoda, Insecta, Hymenoptera, Megachilidae. Gene Ontology annotation, molecular function: ATP binding; 3'-5' DNA helicase activity; nucleic acid binding. The record is from RefSeq and is a predicted model, not a curated record. Gene Ontology annotation, cellular component: chromosome; cytoplasm. Gene Ontology annotation, biological process: double-strand break repair via homologous recombination.
AAACUUGUAAAUAAACUUUUAAAAUAAUAUGUAUGUGAAUGUAAAAGUUUAAUCAUUUGUUUAGCAUUAUCUUAGAGGUUUAGUUUAAUAGAGGGCAUAAAAUAUGUAUAGGAAAGUAACAAAUCUUUGGCAAGCUCACACUUUAUCUCUGUAUUUCUAAAUUAAUGUUUUUACACCUUUUCCUAGUACUCGUAUAUUUUAUCCACUAUGUAUAUGACAAAUGAAGUAGAAAAUGCGUCAUGGUGGAGCAGCACAAGCACUGAAGCGACCUCAUUAACUUAGUUGAGUUGCGCGAAAUGAUCCUAUUCUUUCAUGAAAUUUUCUAUAACCCCGGCAUGAAACUACAUUAAAUGCUAGGUUAUAUACGACUAUAAAUAUAUGAUUGCAGAUAUUUUAUACUCUAAUUCAACCAAUAGUUAGUUUUAUUUAUUUAUUAAUAAAAUGUACAGUAGCUUUUACUAAUACUAUUUUAUGUAAACGUUAUUAAAAUUAUAAUUUAUAAUGUCUGCAAGCAAUUCAGAAGAUAUAAUAAUUCUGGAUAAUGAGGACCAAGAUAUUGGAGAAAGUGAAAUUGCUGCUAUUGAUUAUGAAUUAAAACAAAUUGAAACUGAAAUACAAAAACUUGAGGAUCGUAAGAAGAUUUUGGUUCAACGAAAGGAGAAAUUACGAGAUGACGCACUUUUAAAGAAAAGUUUAUAUGUAUCAAAGAAGGAUUGGAAUAAAGAAGAUUUUAGUUGGUCCAAAGACUUGAGGAAAGCUUUGAAAGAUGUUUUUAAAAUUGACAAAUUAAGAGAACUACAAUUGCCAACUAUGAAUGCAGUUAUGUCUAAUGAAGAUGUUAUUUUAAUUAUGCCAACUGGCGGUGGUAAAAGUUUGUGUUAUCAGUUACCUGCUGUUAUUAGUAAGGGCAUAACAAUAGUAGUAUCACCAUUAGUAUCCUUAAUGGAGGAUCAAUUACAUGGAUUACAUAAAAACAAUGUAAAAGCUAUGAUGUUAAGUGCAAAAGGAAAUAAAGAAGAUGUAAAAAUUAUAAUGAAUGCACUUAUCGACAAGAAAUCUGACCUCAAACUGAUUUACGUCACACCAGAGUAUAUGGCAAAAUCAAAUCGUUUUAUGAGUAAAUUGCAAAAAGCUUUUGAAUUGAAACGUUUAGAUCGCUUUGCUAUAGAUGAAGUUCAUUGUUGCAGUCAAUGGGGUCAUGAUUUUAGGCCUGAUUAUAAAUUCCUAGGAAUUCUAAAGUCCAUGUUUCCAGGUGUACCAAUUUUAGGUUUGACUGCAACUGCUCCAGCCAAAAUUAUUGUGGAUGUUCAAAAAAUGUUAGAUAUUCAGGGUUGUUUAGUUCUAAGAGCUACUUUCAAUAGACCAAAUCUGUUUUAUGAAGUUCGUCGUAAACCAUCAGAUAAAAGUACAUGUUUAGCUAUGAUAGAAAACUUAUUAAAAAAUAGGUUUAAAGAUAAAUCUGGAAUAAUUUACACAACUACCAUAAAAGAUGCAGAACAACUAACAACUGAGUUAAGGUCAUUAGGUAUAAAAGUUGGAUGUUAUCAUGCAAUGUUAGAACCAGAAUAUAGGUCAGAAGUAUAUUCUAAGUGGAUAUCUGGGAAAUAUCAAGCAGUAGUUGCCACUAUUGCUUUUGGAUUGGGUAUUGAUAAACCAGAUGUAAGAUUUGUUAUUCAUCACUGUAUUUCAAAAUCGAUGGAAAACUUUUAUCAAGAGAGUGGACGCGCUGGUAGAGAUGGAAAAAAGUCAGCAUGUAUAGUAUUAUAUAGAUUACCAGAUGUAUUUAAAUUAAGCACAAUGGUAUUUCAAGAUAAAGUUGGUUUACAAAAUUUGUAUAAAAUGUUAGCAUACUGUUUAGAUCUAAGUUCAUGUAGACGUAGUUUAAUUGCAACUCACUUUGAAGAGACUUGGACUAAAAGUGAUUGUGCAGAAAUGUGUGAUCAUUGUAGAAAACCUAAAGAAAAAAAGGAAGUAAAUAUAAGCCUAUAUUGUAGACAAUUGUAUGAAAUAAUGACUAAAGCAGUACAAAGUGAAACAAGAUUGACUGCCUUAAAACUUAUAGAUGCUUGGUAUGGUAAGGGUGCCUCAACAUUAAGAGUAAAUUCUAUACCAGUGCCAAAAUUUACAAGAGAAUCAGGAGAAGCUAUAGUAGGACAUUUACUUGUGAAUGGGUAUUUGCAGGAAGAUUUUCAUUUUUCUGCAUAUUCUACAAUAUCUUAUUUAAAACGUGGACCUAAAGCAGCAUUAGUACUUGAUAAUAAUCAUAAAAUACUUUUUAAUUAUGAACUACAUUGAUGUAUAUUAUUACACCGCAAUCUGUGAUAUAAUGAUAUCUUUUACAAUUAUAACUAUUAAGCAACAGAAGUGUACAAUAUCAAAUACAGUAUCAUUUGGAUAUUUUUUUUAUGAAUUUGAGUGAAGCAAUAAAUUAAUACAAUAUAAUGAUUCAACUAUGA